Messenger RNA from Moneuplotes crassus, 1575 nucleotides. The record is from the annotation of a GenBank genome assembly. NCBI's taxonomy places the organism in Eukaryota, Ciliophora, Spirotrichea, Euplotida, Euplotidae.
AAUAUAUCAACUCUUUUUUCAAUGUCUGAUUACUCAGAUCACUCAGACACAGAUAAAUACAUCGAAAAGUCAUUCGAAGACUACAACAGAGAAGCUUCAAAAAUUUAUGACGAGGACAGUAAUGGACCCUUUGCUUCUUCUCCAAAAGUAGCAAAGGGAGGUGCUAAAAUUUCAUUCAAAUAGCAAAAAGAAGAAAAUAAUGACAAAAGAUGAUAUUAUUGACAAAAUGAGAGACCUAAACACACGUGCUAGAGACCAACUCAAGGGUUUAAACACAAGAAUGGAAAGAAUUCUGGAAACCAUGAAAUACAAGAUAAUUCACAAACAGCAACUAAAGCAAAAACAGGUAGUUGAAACUCCAAAGCAUAAGCAUAAAGUUCUCAAUUCUGAAAUAUCUCAGCUCCAACAACAAAAAGAACAACUUCUAUUAGAUCAGGAGCAAUGGGCUGUCAAGCUACAAGAGGCUAUCAAUUAUAGGCCUCAGAAUACAGUCAAGAAGGACCCUAAUACUGAACUUUUAAAGAAAACAAUUCGUGACCUGAAAUAAGGAGAUUAAAGACCAAGAGAAAAUAUUAGUACAGAAUAACAACCCUGAACCUAAAGCAUAUAAACCUAUGGAGGCAAAUGAAAGAUACCUCAUCCUUCUAAACAAGAAUUUGGUUAUCCAAGACACUAUCGAAAGAAAAGAAACAAGUCUGUCACAACAUGAGGACCUUAUACAAAGAAAUAUGCUUCAACUGCAACAAAUUCAGAAGUGUAUUAAUUCUAUACAAGCUAAAAGGAGUAGAAGAGCUGAAUCUCAGCUUAAAAGACAUGAAAAUAGAAGUCAAGAAAUUCCAAAGAAAGAAACUCAACAAGAGCUACUUCAGAAAAUUAAAGAAAUCUCUGAGAAAAUUAAACAGGAUGAUAAAGAAUUCUCCAAAAAGAAGCGAAACAUGGACAAGAAACUUAGUCUAAAGCAUAAGGAAUUACAGCUUGCCAAACUCAGGUUGAAGGAAAAAGAUCAAGAAAGGCGGAUAGGCAACCUUAAAGUUCAGGAACUUAGAAGGAUCUUGAAACAGCACAAAUUACAACCUUUAGUCAGUAGUAAUGAGAAAUUCCGAGAACAGAAAAGAACAGAAAGGAAUAAGAGCCUAAUUGUGCAUCAAAGUCAAUCCUCGAUCAGCAAGACAUUUGAUUUAGAAUAUGGAAAACCCUAUAUUGAGAAAAAGAAUACAGAAAAAUUUAAUCAAGAAGAUAGUAAGAAAUCAUCUAGGUUCAGACUAGCUAAAGUAGAAUGGAAAUAUAAUGGCAAGAAGCUUCAUCAAUCGAGCGUUGACUUAAGAGAGAAGGAUCUGGCAGAAAAGCUUAAAAAUAAUAAACGAUCAAACAGUAAAAAUGAUAAGAAUACAAUACAGAUUAAUACGAAUGCUCCUAUUCAGCAAAGCAAUUUUUCUGGAGUCAAAAAGAAGCCUUCCAUACGAAUGGAGAAUGAAAAGGUAUCAAACACAGGAGGUUCAGGUAUUGAAGAUUUCUACCAAAAUACUGUGAACUAACUCUUCAGCAAAAUUCUACUUUAUUUCGUGAUUCAAUCUG